Molecule: messenger RNA, 1371 nt
Organism: Vicia villosa (hairy vetch)
Lineage: Eukaryota; Viridiplantae; Streptophyta; Magnoliopsida; Fabales; Fabaceae
Product: GDT1-like protein 4
Exons: 12
Coding region: 247-936 (229 amino acids)
Biological process (GO): manganese ion transmembrane transport; Golgi calcium ion homeostasis; Golgi calcium ion transport
Cellular component (GO): Golgi apparatus
Molecular function (GO): manganese ion transmembrane transporter activity; calcium ion transmembrane transporter activity
Source: RefSeq, a predicted model, not a curated record
AUUGUUUUGAAUCCUAUACUCUGAAUUCUGAUCCGAACAAAUAAUUUUUUAUUUUUAAUCACGGUAAAAUAAAAACAAAAAUAAAAUAAAAAAGAACCACGCGCGCACCGUGUAUCUGUCUCCCAAUUCAUUCAUAAUCAUAUCAACUCAAACAAACUGGUAACAACAAUUCACACUCUCAGAGAGAAGAGAAAAUCACACACUCACACUUUCUCUCUCUCUCUCUGAUCUCUUCGUUCUGCAACUAUGAGCUCAAUUGUUCAGGGUUUUACAAAGUCACUUGCCAUGACCGUUCUCUCCGAGAUCGGUGACAAGACUUUCUUUGCAGCUGCGAUACUGGCUAUGCGACACCCACGACGCCUUGUCUUAUCAGGUUGCCUCGCGGCUUUGAUAGUGAUGACAAUUCUCUCUGUUCUUGUUGGUUGGGCUGCUCCAAAUCUGAUCUCUCGUAAUUGGACUCAUCAUAUUACAACAUUCUUGUUUUUGGGAUUUGGACUUUGGUCCUUGAAAGAGGCUAUAUUUGAAGGAGGGGAGUCAGAGGAAUUGGCUGAAGUUGAAGCUCAAUUGGACAAAGAUUGGAAGGCUAAAAAUGGAGCUACAAAAGAUAACAAAAAGGAUGAUGAUGCCACAAAAAAGCAUAAACGGUCAUUUUUAUCACAAUUUUUCUCUCCCAUCUUGUUACAGGCAUUUUCUAUCACUUUUUUUGGUGAAUGGGGUGACAAGAGCCAGCUGGCUACCAUAGGUUUAGCUGCAGACGAAAACCCAUUUGGGGUGGUUCUUGGAGGGAUUCUGGGACAAGCAUUGUGUACUACUGCUGCUGUUAUUGGAGGGAAGAGUUUAGCUUCUCAGAUAUCUGAAAAAGUGGUUGGACUCUCGGGUGGAAUUCUUUUCAUUGUUUUUGGCAUCCAAUCAUUCCUUUCACCAGUCGAAUCAUGAAGUCUAUGCUAUUGGUUAGUGAUUAGUCUAGAUGCUUUUCUUACAAGAUAUGUUUCGCAAGUAUGCUUGUUAUAGUGGUUGAGAUUGGCUUCCAAAAGAGCUCGCCUUUCCACCUUGGGUCAAAGCUUUCAUUCUUUUUAGUUGUUACCUUUUAAAAGAUUUUAUGGUUCCAAAUAAAGAUACCCCUGUAGAACCAGACCCAAAUUUAGUAUAGGAACUUGAUUGGAUUAUUCCUUUUCAACACGGACUUGCAGGAACAGAUUCUCUCACGGGAGAAUUUCACGAAAUUUGUAAAUGUCUGUGAAGAGUCUUCACAUGACACUUGUGUGAAAUUUGUAAUGUGAAAAUUACCAUUAAAGGAUCCAUUUCCAUGUGCCUACACUUAACCUCUUUAUCUUCUUUUCUUAAUCUAUUAAUGCAUGUGUUUGUUUUCAA